This is a messenger RNA of Trichosurus vulpecula (common brushtail), 2213 nucleotides long. RefSeq names its product aldo-keto reductase family 1 member C1 homolog. NCBI's taxonomy places the organism in Eukaryota, Metazoa, Chordata, Mammalia, Diprotodontia, Phalangeridae. The transcript has 9 exons. The coding region runs from base 99 to 1073 and encodes 324 amino acids. The record is from RefSeq and is a predicted model, not a curated record. Gene Ontology annotation, biological process: steroid metabolic process. Gene Ontology annotation, cellular component: cytosol. Gene Ontology annotation, molecular function: steroid dehydrogenase activity; aldose reductase (NADPH) activity; ketosteroid monooxygenase activity.
GCAAUAGAGUAUAAUAGCCAAGGCCUCAAUUAGUCUUUGCCACCGCACGGGAGUUUUCUGACUGCACAGAAUUGACCUGACCUGUGAAGUGAAAAGAAAUGGCUCUUUCCAGUUCUCAUACGGUGACAAUGAAUGAUGGGCAUACCAUCCCAGUGCUGGGAUUUGGUACUUACGGACCUAGAACUGUUCCCAAAAGUGAAAGUGAGAUGGCCACAAAGCUGGCUAUUGAAGUGGGCUUUUGCCAUAUUGAUGGGGCUUUCCUAUAUCAAAAUGAAAAAGAAGUUGGGCAGGCAAUCCGAGCGAAGAUUGCAGAUGGGACAGUGACCAGAGAGGAUAUAUUCUACACAGGGAAGCUUUGGAGUACAUGCCACCGCCCAGAAUUGGUCAGGCCUGCCCUGGAAGAGAGCCUGAAGAACCUCCAACUUGAUUACCUUGACCUUUAUAUUAUCCAUUUUCCUGUUUCUCUUAAACCUGGCAAAGACAUGAUGCCAAUGGAUGAAAAUCACAAAAUUAUUGGUGACUCUGUGGAUUUGCGUGAUACUUGGGAGGCCAUGGAGAAAUGUAAGGAUGCAGGCCUUGUGAAGUCCAUUGGAGUGUCCAACUUCAACCGCAGGCAAUUGGAGAUGAUCCUGAAUAAAACUGGGCUUAAACAUAAACCUGUCUGCAACCAGGUGGAAUGCCAUCCUUACUUGAACCAGAGCAAAUUGUUGGAGUUCUGCAAGUCAAAGGAUAUCAUAUUGGUAGCAUACAGUGCUUUGGGAUCCCACAGAGAGGAUCCAUGGGUAGAUCAACAGUCUCCCAUCCUUCUAGAAGACCCAGUCCUGGGAGCCAUUGCCAAGAAGCACAAUCGGAGCCCAGCCCUGGUUGCUCUCCGAUACCAGAUUCAGCGAGGGGUGGUAGUCUUGGCAAAGAGCUUCAAUGAAAAGCGCAUAAAGGAGAACUUUCAGGUGUUUGACUUCCAAUUGACUCCAGAAGACAUGAAAGUCAUUGAUGGCCUUAACAAAAACCUUCGUUACCUGCCCCUUAAUAAUUUCCAGGAACUUCCCAACUAUCCUCAUAAUGAUGAAUAUUAAUGAGGUUCUGACUCAGAAGAUUUGUGGCCCUGAGGUAUUGCAAUUCUAUCAAAGGGAUAGCUGACAUUCUGUUGAUUUUUAUGGAAAUUAAAUCCAGCGUCAAGGUCCAGCCAUGCACCAUAGCUAAGCUUACACCAAGACAUUGGUUUAAAUUAAUUGUUGUAUCAUAAGCCCUGCCUUUCCUGCCCCCAAUAAUACAGACACAAUGGCAUACAUUUAUGUAGCAUUUCAAAGUUUACCAGGUACUUUUCAUGCAGUAGUGCAAGUAUUAUCCACUUUUUUCCAAGAAAGGUAACCUUAACUGUGAGAGGUUAUAUCAGAGCUAGUAUGUAGUUCACAAUCUUCCUCUUUUUUCAGAUCUCACCGUUAUUCUAAGUACUUCAACAAAUAUGUUGAUAUCCCCUCCAGCAUCCUAACUACUCCAUUCCUGAAUUUCCUCAACUCUCAUGGACAACUUCUUUACUUCACCGUCUAUAUAGUAGUAUAGAUCAGCUGUCCUAGGAAUGGCAGUGCCCUUCAGUUCUCUACAAUUGAAUCCCAGCUACUUUCACAUCCAGCAUGAAUGCAGUAAUUUCUGUAACUCUGGGGUGGAGCAGAAAGCCAAUCAUAUAAAUACACACACAUAUGCACACACACACACAUGAUCAGAAAUCAAUCAUUAGAAAUUAAGAAAACAAUCACAUUCUCUGAUUACACAGAAAUAAUGAAUAGGUUAUAGUUCAUACAAAACCUGGAAGAACACUAGCCCCUGUAAGCCCUGAGACUGACAAAUAUCCAUAUUUGAGGUAACCCUUAAGGCAAAAAUAAAUCUUUGAAUCUGGGAUCUGCCUGUAGUAAGGAAGAUGUAACUUUAAUAGUGGUUAUUCCAGGUGCACUUUAAUGAUUUUAAUAAUUAAUGGCUAAACAACCUAUCAAAUAAAAAUCUAUCAUAUUAAAUCUACCAAAUAAAAAGCAUUCUAUAAUGUAGAGCCUGUAUCGAUUGCAUACCAUCUUGGGGAAGGGGCAGGGGAGGGAAGUGGAGAAAAAUUAAAAUUUAUGGAAGUGAAUGUUGAAAAGUAAAACUAAAUAAAUAAAUGUAUUUAAAAAUUAUUUUCAAAAAAGCAUUCUUUAUAAAAUAAACUUGUAAGCCUAACAAUAAAA